AUGGGCGGUUUGAUCAGCUAUUUAUCCCGAAUGUUUGGCACUCGUGAGAGGCGCAUACUAAUACUCGGCCUUGAUGGUGCUGGCAAAACGACAAUAUUGUAUAGACUCCAAGUAGGAGAGGUCGUCACCACUAUACCUAAUUUUUUGAUGAUUUCUUGUGAUACUUAUUUAUGGGAUUCUAACUGA
This is a messenger RNA of Protopolystoma xenopodis, 186 nucleotides long. The record is from the annotation of a GenBank genome assembly. NCBI's taxonomy places the organism in Eukaryota, Metazoa, Platyhelminthes, Monogenea, Polystomatidea, Polystomatidae.